AAGAAUGGUAGGUUCUUGCGAGGGUCUCUAAGGAAGUGGAGAAAGAUGGGCACUAAAGAAUUUCCUUCAGAAAGCUAUUACCACCACCACUGUUGUCCAUGGGCUCUUCGACCUUCCAUGCAAGAAGAAGACGAAACCAUCCCCAAGGAUGUACCAAAAGGUCACUUAGUAGUCUAUGUGGGAGAAAAUUAUAAGAGGUUUGUGAUCAAAAUCACCUUGUUAAAGCAUCCACUCUUCAAGGCAUUACUAGAUCAAGCCAGUGAUGAGUAUGGCUUCACUUCAGACUCUAAGCUUUGCAUUCCCUGUGAAGAGAAAAUUUUUCUUGAUGUUCUUCGCUGCUGCACCAACACUCGAACGCAUGAUCGAGGGAUCUGGUUGUUUCUUUGAGAAUCUUUG
Molecule: messenger RNA, 396 nt
Organism: Telopea speciosissima
Lineage: Eukaryota; Viridiplantae; Streptophyta; Magnoliopsida; Proteales; Proteaceae
Product: auxin-induced protein X15-like
Exons: 1
Coding region: 46-387 (113 amino acids)
Biological process (GO): response to auxin
Source: RefSeq, a predicted model, not a curated record